Messenger RNA from Parascedosporium putredinis, 1152 nucleotides. The record is from the annotation of a GenBank genome assembly. Lineage: Eukaryota; Fungi; Ascomycota; Sordariomycetes; Microascales; Microascaceae.
AUGCAGAUCUCGACGCUCGCGGCGCUGACCGCCCUCGCCAUCCCAGGGGCGCUCGCGCAGCACACGAGCAACUGGGCCGUGCUCGUUGGCACCUCCCGCUUCUGGUUCAACUAUCGCCAUCUCUCCAAUGUGUUAUCCAUAUACCGGACUGUGAAGAGACUAGGGAUCCCCGACUCUCAAAUCAUUCUCAUGCUUCCCGACGAUAUGGCCUGCAACCCCAGAAACGCCUUCCCCGGAACCGUCUACAGCAACUCCGAUCGAGCCGUAGACCUCUAUGGAGACAACAUCGAGGUUGACUAUCGCGGCUAUGAAGUCACCGUCGAGAAUUUCAUCCGCCUCUUGACCGACAGGGUGGGCGACGAGAUGCCGAGGAGUAAACGGUUGUUAACCGACGAUCGCAGCAACAUCCUCGUCUACAUGACCGGCCAUGGUGGAAAUGAAUUCCUCAAGUUCCAGGAUGCGGAGGAAAUAGGCGCCUACGAUCUUGCCGACGCGUUUGAGCAAAUGUAUCACGAGAUUCUCUUCAUGAUCGAUACGUGCCAAGCCAACACCAUGUAUAGCAAGCUAUACUCCCCAAACAUCAUCGCGACUGGGUCGUCCGAGUUAGACCAGUCCUCGUACUCUCACCAUGCCGACAAUGAUGUUGGUGUCGCCGUUAUCGACAGAUUCACCUACUACAACCUUGAGUUCCUUGAAAACCAGGUCCGGGAUAUGAGCAGCAAGAAGACCAUUGGCGAUCUUUUUGAUAGCUAUGACAUUAGCAAGAUUCAUUCUAACCCUGGCUUCCGAUACGACCUCUUCCCCGGCGGUGCCAACACCGCUCGCAGUCGUCUCAUCACGGACUUUUUCGCCAACGUCCAAAGUGUCGAGGUUCAAGAUUCCGCGAAUAGUACGCUAGACGAGGAACUUCUGUCUCUCAGCAGGACGAUUGCUGAAUUGCGCCGGAGAGCGGACGAGCAGGACGCCGCAGCUAACAACGUCACUGGCCCAGCAACGCAACCAGACACCGCAGCCAAGGGGCAUGUGCGGAAUCCACUGGCAAAGCCUCUAACAGACGAAAACUGGUGGGCCAAGAAGUUUUAUGGCGCUACUGCCGUGGCGGGCUGCGCGCUUCUCUGGGGCCUGAGCUCGUACCUGGAGACCGCUACCUGA